Molecule: messenger RNA, 1333 nt
Organism: Neocloeon triangulifer
Lineage: Eukaryota; Metazoa; Arthropoda; Insecta; Ephemeroptera; Baetidae
Gene: Mip
Product: prothoracicostatic peptide
Exons: 5
Coding region: 32-889 (285 amino acids)
Source: RefSeq, a predicted model, not a curated record
GAGUUGCUGCCUAUAAAACAGGCGCCCGAGGAUGCUGGCAGACAUCAUCUGUUGCCGCCGGUCUUCGGGAGAGCCAGGCCGACCGACCCCUUUCUUUCACUCUCUUCCUUCUGGAAAUCCAAAAGGCUCGGCUAUGACAACUGAAAGGCACUUAGCGGCGUGGACGGCGGGCUGCGUGCUCGGGCUACUCAUGUUGGCCGCCCCCAGCCUCCAAGAGGCCCAGCAGACGGCCACGGCCGUCGGCGAACCUCAGGCCUUGGAGGAGGACAAACGGGGAUGGAGCGACAUGCAGAGCGGAUGGGGCAAGCGAGGCUGGCAAGACAUGCAGGGCAGUUGGGGCAAACGAGCAUGGAACAACUUGGGCUCAGCCUGGGGCAAGAGAGACUGGGGCCAGUUCAAGGGGUCUUGGGGCAAACGGGCCUGGGACGAGAUGCCACCCGUGUGGGGCAAGCGGGCCUGGGACAAGUUCCACGGCGCCUGGGGCAAACGCACGCCCGAGGAGGACGAGCAGUACUGGUCGGACAACGACGCCGGCGACGACCUCGGCCUGCUCGGCAACCUGGACAGUCUGACCGACGAGGAGCUCGCCCGACUCGCCAGCCUCGUCUUCAGCGGCAACAACGAACCCGACCUGACCAACAACCUGAGCGAGGAGGAGCAGAAGCGCAGCUGGAACAACCUGAGAGGCGCCUGGGGAAAGAGGGCUUGGAACAACUUCAAAGGUAGGAGGUCGUGGGGAAAGAAGCGAGAGCCAGCCUGGAACAACCUCAAGGGUCUCUGGGGAAAACGGUCCGAUCGCAGCUGGAACAAAUUGGCGUCUGUGUGGGGAAAGCGAUCCGUCGACGGAGAAAAAGGCAUAAAACAGGCAUCUGCGAGUCAAGACAAUUGAGAAACUCAUAUUCAAACCUCAAAGAUUGAUUUAACUGACCUCCCUUCAAAUUCAAGGAGUGUGUAUACUUGUGAGUCAUUCAUUUCACCCUGAAGAUCAAUUUUAACCCCCAACCUACCCUUCCCCGCGACUUUCGAAAUUCUGCCAAUUACCGAGGACGAAAAACGCACGAACUGAUACAGGGCGCAGUGAUGAGAUGAUAUUAAAUCCUUUUUCGCAGACUAAUCGCAGAAAUCGAUUUUAGAACAACCACUUAGCGCGAUCUUCAAAAUAUUUUUGUCGCUUGAUUGUAGAAUGAAUUAUGUUCGAAUUUUUAUUUCAUCCCUCAUAGCCUCAUUGUGAACAUGCUGUUGAAAAUAAUAAUAUAUACGACUUGAUCUCAAAAAACCAAAUACGCAGGAAUCACAUUUUAUGAGAGAAAUACACACACGAUUAUUGAUGUUC